CCACUCACUCGUCGCUUAACGCAUUGCUGCACUGCAUCAGCCAUGCAGCCCACACCACCAGCACCACCAGCAGCGCAAGACCAGACUGCUGCUACGACGCAAUCACCACCCCUGCAAGACUGGUAUCCGCUGGAAUCGAGCCCCGAAGUGCUCACCUCACUUGCCAGGCACUGGGGCCUGCCAGACUCGUACGCGUUUGUCGACGUCCUCGGCCUCGACGACGACACGCUCGCGCUCACCCCGCGCCCCGUGCACGCCGUCGUCUUCCUCUUCCCCGACACGGACGGCAUCGUCGCCUGGCGCGCAAAGGAUGCAUACUUGUCCGCCGAGAUCGGCGCCGAGCCGCUCUGGAUCCCACAACGCGGUGUCGAGCUGAUGCUCACCUCACCCACAGGCCACAGCUGUGGCACUUUCGCCGUGCUGCAUGCACUCGCCGAGACGCGACUCGCAUCCGGGCUCGACGGCUUCUUUGCAGAGUGUCGGUCGCUCACGCCCGAGGGCCGAACGGCGCUCCUCGCCACCUCACCCCUCAUCAAGCCCGUCCACAACUCACUCGUGACUGCCGGCCAGACGAUCCUGCGCGAGUCCGACUGGGCAGACGCCGACCACUUCAUAUCGUUCAUCCGCCACGACGGGCGCGUCGUCGAGAUGGACGGCGCUCGGCCGCGUGUCGGUGGCGUGGACCGCGGCGCUGCGAGCGACGACCUGCUAACUGAUGUCGCAAAGAUUGUCAGAGAGCAAUACGUUCCGCUUGCCGCCGACAGUGUCCACCACUUUUCGCUCAUUGCCUUGGUCAGCAACUCAUAGCCUAUAGUCCGUCGUGCUUAAGUGCGCAGAAACCCAUAUGCAUCAGCGGUGCA
Molecule: messenger RNA, 860 nt
Organism: Vanrija pseudolonga
Lineage: Eukaryota; Fungi; Basidiomycota; Tremellomycetes; Trichosporonales; Trichosporonaceae
Gene: UCH3
Product: Ubiquitin carboxyl-terminal hydrolase isozyme L3
Exons: 5
Coding region: 43-807 (254 amino acids)
Biological process (GO): ubiquitin-dependent protein catabolic process; protein deubiquitination
Cellular component (GO): cytoplasm
Molecular function (GO): cysteine-type deubiquitinase activity
Source: RefSeq, a predicted model, not a curated record